Molecule: messenger RNA, 1294 nt
Organism: Chelonia mydas (Green sea turtle)
Lineage: Eukaryota; Metazoa; Chordata; Testudines; Cheloniidae
Gene: NKX2-4
Product: NK2 homeobox 4
Exons: 2
Coding region: 254-1294 (346 amino acids)
Biological process (GO): regulation of transcription by RNA polymerase II; cell differentiation
Cellular component (GO): nucleus
Molecular function (GO): DNA-binding transcription factor activity, RNA polymerase II-specific; RNA polymerase II cis-regulatory region sequence-specific DNA binding
Source: RefSeq, a predicted model, not a curated record
CGGUUGUUGGCUCCUUGGGGCUGUCGCUCCGCCCCCCAGUGUCUGUCGUAAACCUGGCGCCGGACUAAAAUAAACCCAAGAUAAGAGAGCUCAGGGCUCGCCUCCCUCCUCCUGCCUCCUGCGCGGCGAGCGCUCGGCUCCCCGGCGCGCUCCGGAGCCCCCCUCUCCUGGCGCAGCCCGCCGGCCGGAGGGGAGCCGGCAGCCGCCCCGGGCUGAGCCCCCGCCAGCUCCCCCGCUGCCCGGCGGCCGAGCCAUGUCGCUGAGCCCCAAGCACACGACGCCCUUCUCCGUCACCGACAUCCUGAGCCCCAUGGAGGAGAGCUACAAGAAGUUCGGGGCGCUGGAGGGCGCCGGGCACCUGGGCUCCCCGCUGGGGGCUUAUCGCCAGGCGCAGGGCGCGCAGGCGGCCCCGGCCAUGCAGCAACACGCCAUGGGCGGCCACAACGGGGCGGCGGCCGGCGCCUACCACAUGCCGCACGGCGUCUCCCAGUUCCCCCACAGCGCCGUGGGGGGCUACUGCAACGGGGGGCUCAGCAACAUGGGCGAGCUGCCCGCCUACCCCGACAGCAUGCGGAACAGCGCGGCGGCGGCCGCCAGCGGCUGGUACGGGGCCAACCCGGACCCCAGGUACUCCACAAUCUCUAGGUUCAUGGGCCCCGCGGCCGGGAUGAACAUGGCCGGCAUGGGCACCCUGAGCGGGAUCGCCGAGGCGGCCAAGACCAUGGCCCCUCUCCACGCGGCGCCCCGGCGGAAGAGGCGGGUGCUCUUCUCCCAGGCUCAGGUCUACGAGCUGGAGCGGCGCUUUAAGCAGCAGAAGUACCUGUCGGCGCCGGAGCGGGAGCACCUGGCCAGCAUGAUACACCUCACCCCGACGCAGGUCAAGAUCUGGUUCCAGAACCACCGCUACAAGAUGAAGCGGCAGGCGAAGGAUAAGGCCACGCCGCAGCUCCAGCAGGAGGCCGGCCUGUGCCAGCAGCAGCCCUCCCCGCGGCGGGUGGCCGUGCCGGUGCUGGUGAAGGACGGGAAACCCUGCCAGGGCAACCCCAGCAGCACCCCGGCGGCGCCCAACCAGCCGGCGCCCCAGGGCGCCUCCAGCGGGGGGCUCCCGGCGUCCAGCAGCGCCGCGCACCAGCAGGUCAGCUCGCUGAGCCAGGCCCCGGAGCUGGAGGAGAUGUCGCCCAGCCCCCCCUCCCUCCACAGCCAGGUCGGCGGCAUGGCCCAGAUGGACACAGCCAACCUCGAUUACAGCAGCAGCCUGGUCAACCCCAACCUGCUCUACAGCAGGACGUGGUAA